This is a messenger RNA of Suncus etruscus (white-toothed pygmy shrew), 585 nucleotides long. It is a transcript of the gene DYNLT2, whose product is annotated as dynein light chain Tctex-type 2. The record is from RefSeq and is a predicted model, not a curated record. Gene Ontology annotation, cellular component: cytoplasmic dynein complex; cytoplasm. The transcript is spliced from 4 exons. Lineage: Eukaryota; Metazoa; Chordata; Mammalia; Eulipotyphla; Soricidae. Gene Ontology annotation, molecular function: dynein intermediate chain binding. Gene Ontology annotation, biological process: microtubule-based movement. The coding region runs from base 1 to 585 and encodes 194 amino acids.
AUGGAGAAGCGCGGGCGCGGCGGGAAGCUGUCCUUGACGACGCAGGCCGCGCCGGCCCCGGCCGCGCCGAAGAAGGAGCGGAGGCUGAGCAUGUUCGAGAAGGAGUCCUAUGCACAAAUUUUAAAAGAAAGGCUAAGAGAAUCCUUUCAUGAUGUUCAGUACGUGGAGCCUCCUUUUGAUGACUCAAUUGCUGAUAUAGGUAAAGAAUGGAAGAGUGCCCUGGCCAAGCUAAAGUUCGCAAAUUCAUAUAGAAUGGAACCACUGAAAAAAUUUCAAGCUCAUUCGGUAGAAAUUAAAACCCAGCAGAUAUUAGAGGCUAUUCUUAAAGACGUCAGAUAUGAUGAAAAGCUCUUCUCUCAUUUGUCACUUGAGUUAGCAGAUCGUGUAUUGUCAGCAGUCAAAGAAUUUGGGUUCCACCGUUACAAGUUCAUUAUUAAGAUAUUAUUAAUUCAAAAGACUGGUCAGGCAAUAAAUAUUGCCAGCAGAUGGAUAUGGGAUGUUGCAUGGGAUAGCUGGGUUGCCGCUAAACAUGAAACUGAAGGUUACGUGGCAUUGGUCUUGGUAUUUGCUGUUUAUUGUGAAUAG